AUGGGCGAGAUCGACAGCAUGGACAAGCUCGACGCCGCGCUCGCCUCCUCCGCCGAGCAAAACCAGCCCAUCAUCAUCGACUGGAUGGCCAGCUGGUGCCGGAAAUGCAUUUACCUCAAGCCCAAGCUGGAGAAGAUAGCAGGAGAAUUUCCAGGAGUCAGGUUCUACUUUGUGGAUGUCAAUAAAGUUCCACAGGCCGUGGUGAAAAGAGGGAAUAUAAGCAAAAUGCCCACAAUUCAGUUGUGGAAGGAUGGAGAAUGGAAGGAGGAAGUGAUAGGAGGCCACAAAGCGUGGCUGGUGAUGGAUGAGCACGAAGAAGACGAAAACAGCGAAGGCGAGGGCGAGGGCGAGUCGUCGUCGGUGCCGACGGGGACGUCGGAGAGCGGCGCCAGGACGCGGCGCACGCUCAUGGACCGCAUGGGCCGGAAGCUGAGGGACCGGAGCCUCUUGCUCUUGGAGAAGACGUCGGAGGAGUUGGUGAGGAUGAGGUACACCAGCCCCUGCACGAGCAGGAACACCGCCACCUUGGCCAGCACGUCGCGCAGCUCCGGCGAGAUGAGCGCCUCCCCCAUCAUGGUCACCGGCGGCGAGGGGUCGAUCGAUCAAUCACUCAACCAAAGUGUCUGCCAAACGAGAUCCCUUGUGGCUGAUGAUGAGGCUGUGAUUGUGUAUCGAUGA
This is a messenger RNA of Triticum turgidum subsp. durum (durum wheat), 678 nucleotides long. The record is from the annotation of a GenBank genome assembly. NCBI's taxonomy places the organism in Eukaryota, Viridiplantae, Streptophyta, Magnoliopsida, Poales, Poaceae.